Molecule: messenger RNA, 627 nt
Organism: Kuraishia capsulata CBS 1993
Lineage: Eukaryota; Fungi; Ascomycota; Pichiomycetes; Pichiales; Pichiaceae
Exons: 1
Coding region: 1-627 (208 amino acids)
Biological process (GO): ribosomal large subunit assembly
Cellular component (GO): preribosome, large subunit precursor
Source: RefSeq, a predicted model, not a curated record
AUGCGCACGUGGAUGCUGGAAAGGUCGUGUGGAAGCCAGAUGUGGGACUUGAAUUUUAAUUUUUCAUAUUCAGAGCGGGAUUACAGAAUUAAAGGGUCACAGCGAUACGAGCCUCUUCAUACUACGAUGGCGCCUGAAGUCAGGAAUUCAGACAAAAAGAACAGAAGACGGAGAAAGAAGAGAAGAACCGAGGACUUCUCGUCCGACUCAGACUCCUCGGACUCUGUGGAUUCAGACACCAGUGUGAGGCACUCUGUAGUGGAGGACCAGCCAGCUGAAACAGCAGCACCGGAAAAUGAGGCUGUUGUGGCAGAUAUUGACUCAUUAGAGUUGCCCAUAUUAUCCGAUUCAACAAAGAGAGACCUCAACAGACUCAGACUGAGGCCUGUGCCUGGGUCGAGAGAUCUGGAUGCUAGGUCCAUCGCCCAGUUGAAUGCAGACCUUGGCGCUGAUAAGGCUGUACUGAAUGAAUAUCUCAAGCAAAUCACUAUAGCCUACGCUAACGAUCUUGAUGAGUUGAGAUCCAAGCCAGAUUUCAAGGGGGAAGCUUCUUUGAGUCUUCUGGUGAAACUACUCAAAGAGUCCGGCAACGUGUUUGACAAGGAUACGCUUAAGGCGUUUGCCUAG